AUGGAUCUCAUGAAGGAGUACUCGGAGCUGCUGCAGAUCCACGAGUCGAUGCGGAAGGAGCUCGAGGAGACCAGGGAACAACUCGCCAAACUCCUGAACGGGGCACAAAAGUCGUGGGAGGAGUUGACUUUGAAGCACCAAGAUACUAUUGGCGAGCUGGGCCAAGCCAAGCACGAGCUCGAGCUGGCCAAGACCCAGCUGGCCGAAACUAAGGAAAACCUCAUCGCCGAGAAAGAGAAACACAUGAAGAGGUUGACCGCCGAGAGCGGGCUCGGGCAGCAAGACGCGAGCCAGGCGGCUGAGCUCGAAUUCGCGGAGGACCUGGUCAAGCUGCGCCGCGAGUCGAUGCGCGAAAUGGAGCGGAUGGCCUGGGUAUGGGCCAGGGAGAAGGAGCGCUGGACCCGCGAGCGCGCCCACCUGCAGCAGGCCCUGGCACUGGCGCGGGACGAGUGGCAGCUCGAGAAGCGCCAGGAGCGCAAGGAGUGGGAGCGGGAGCGCCACGAGUGGCUCAACCGGGUGGCAAUGCUGAGCGGCAGCCGGGGCGAUGAUGAAGAUGAAGAAGAUGACGACAACGGUGACGGCUCUGGCGGUGAUGAUGAUGAUGACGAUGAUGACGACGACCCAGCCUCGGGUGCAGCUGGUGCGGCCGAAGGUCUGUUCCGGAGUUUCUCGAGUUUUUAA
Acanthamoeba castellanii str. Neff is the source of this 681-nucleotide messenger RNA. RefSeq lists its product as uncharacterized. The record is from RefSeq and is a predicted model, not a curated record. Lineage: Eukaryota; Discosea; Longamoebia; Acanthamoebidae. The transcript is spliced from 3 exons. Bases 1 to 681 code for a protein of 226 amino acids.